Messenger RNA from Athene cunicularia (burrowing owl), 1557 nucleotides. RefSeq lists its product as uncharacterized. Bases 160 to 1467 code for a protein of 435 amino acids. The transcript is spliced from 11 exons. NCBI's taxonomy places the organism in Eukaryota, Metazoa, Chordata, Aves, Strigiformes, Strigidae. The record is from RefSeq and is a predicted model, not a curated record.
AGCGGGAGCAGCCUCCCGGGAAGGGUCUCCGUCAGAGGGGCAGGAGAGGAGGUGGCAAGGAGGGAGAGGAACAAUCAGCAGGAAAACAGUGAGGCUGGAGACAGUCCAGGCUGCGAGCGAGCAUCAGAAAUCCUUAAGACUGGGAAAACUCCUCACACGAUGCUGAUGUGCCAUCCUGUGGAGCUGCUGCGGACCAGCUGGGUGCUCCUUGCAGGGCUCCUGGUGCCUUUGCAACAUCCUGCCAAAGCAGUGGAACCCAUCGAGAAAAAAUGCACCGCUGUGGGAUCCUCAGUGCUGCUUCCUGGGCCAGAUAAUGUCACACACAUCUUUUCCACACGGUGGGAGUUCCUCAAUGGCACCCACUCCUGCACCAUCCUGCAGUACUACAGGGGCUCUCACAGCCCCACCAUCCACGUGCCCUACACAGGAAGAGCCAUUUUCCAUCCAUCCAAUGGAUCUCUCUUGCUGGAGGACAUCCAGGAAAGUGACAGUGGCAUCUACAAAGUGACUGUCAACGUGGGAAACAGGGAGAGCCUGAAAAUCCUGCUGGAAGUCCUCAAGCCUGUGUCUCGCCCUCAGCUCUGGAGCAGCACUCUCGUGGCUCAGGCCACUGGUGAGGUGCUCUGUGACGUGGCAGAGGGCAAGGUGGACACCAUCACCUGGAAGAAAGAUGGGCAGCCUCUUCACCCAGACAGAGAUUUCCACCUCUCUGACAGCCUCAGCAUUUUGUACCUGAGGCCGGCGAAGAAAUCAGACUGUGGCUUCUACUCCUGCAAUGCCAGCAAUGGGAUAAGCUGGCAGGAAACCUCCCUGAAUGUCACUGUAGCAGGUCUCUCCCCUCCUUUGCAGGAUGUGCUGAGGAUUGCGGUGGUUGCUGUGGUCUUUGCUGCUGUCUCGGGAUGCGGAUUAAUUAUUCCCGUCUGCCAGUCUGAAAAGCUAAGAAUAAGGGGAGAGCUGUGGAGAUGGCUCAGUGCCUACACCUGCGGGCUGGUGUGCAUCGCCUCCAUCCUGGCCGCCACUGCCGGGAUCCUCUGGAUGCGAGAGGAAGGCCCUUCUAUUGCAAUCAUAUUGCCAGAGAUCGCCCUUACCUAUGUGAUCGUGGUAACCUUCCUGGUCUCGGCCACCGUGACCUUCUGGCCUACAAAGCUCCUCCAACUGAAAAGCAAAACAGCACAGCACACAAUGGGCUACGCUGCUCCCGGAGGAGUGGUUUCAGUGGUACUGACGAUCAGCUUCCUCAUAAAGAACAUCCACCUUCGCCAUGAAGAAGGGUGCACAGAGUUCGUGGAUGUGACCACCCUCACAGUCAGCACAGCAGCCGUGUCAGCCCUCCCACUCCUUGCCAUCUUCCUCUGCUAUCACACGACUCAGGGGUGGAUGAAGGAACAUGACUCCAGCUGGGCGGACAAGGAGAGGUCCACUGAAAUGGCUCAGCCCAGCAGCAAGGAUGCCGUUUCUACCUGUUAGAUGUCAGUUGGGGUGUUUCUCACUUGGCUGAGUCAACCCAAUCCUUCUCCCAGGUUUAAUGGGUUCAGGGCUCUCGGUUUCAGUGGGUGU